GCGAAUCUUGCGCUCUGUGGAGGGUCGGGUCCUCCCGCCGGCGACCGGAUGGCGGAACCCAAGGAGGAGACGGAGCCCCUUCUGGGCUGGGCCCGCGGCGGCGGUGGCGGCGGCGACUGCCCGCCGGAGCUGCCUACUUGCCGCAGCGUCCGAGUCGGCUUUGGGGCUGCGGCCAGCCAGGAUCUCUGCAUCGACCAGGCUGUGGUCUUCAUUGAAGAUGCCAUCCAGUACCGCUCCAUCAACCACCGCAUGGAUGCUGGCUCGCUGUGGCUUUACCGAUGGUAUUACUCGAACAUGUGCCAGUGGACUUUGAACUUCAUCAUUUUCUUGAUCCUGGCUUUGGCUUUUAUUGAGACUCCUUCCUCGCUCACUAGAACCGCAGACUUGCGCUACCGCUCCAGCCCCUGGGAGCCACCAUGCGGCCUGACUGAAAGCAUCGAGGUGAUCUGCCUGCUGGUCUUCGUGGCCGAUGUCUCAGUGAAGGGUUACCUGGUUGGGUGGGCCCAUUUCUGGAAGAGCCUCUGGCUGCUGGCCUACCUGGUGGUGCUGGUCAUAUCUCUGAUGGACUGGACUGUGUCCCUGAGUCUCGUUUGUCAGGAGCCGCUGCGCAUACGUCGUCUCCUUCGCCCCUUCUUCCUGCUGCAGAACUCCUCCAUGAUGAAGAAGACCUUGAAGUGCAUCAGGUCAUCACUGCCGGAAAUGGCCAGCGUUGGGCUGCUGCUGGCAAUCCACCUGUCUCUCUUCACCAUGUUUGGGAUGCUACUGUUCACCGGUGAGAAGCAGGAUGACGAGCAGAACAGGGAGAGGCUGACCUACUUUCGGGACCUGCCAGAGGCGCUGACCUCCCUGCUGGUGCUGCUGACCACGGCCAACAACCCCGAUGUGAUGAUUCCUGCAUAUUCCAGGAAUCGGGCCUAUGCCGUCUACUUCAUCAUCUUCAUCAUAGGAAGCUUGUUUUUGAUGAACCUGCUGACGGCCAUCAUCUACAGCCAAUUCCGGGGCUACCUGAUGAAAUCUCUCCAGACCUCGCUGUUCCGGAGGCGGCUGGGGACCCGGGCUGCCUACGAAGUCCUCUCCUCCAUGUCAGGGGAGGGAGAAGCUGCCCCUCGGGUAGUUGGGGUGAAGCCCCAGAGCCUCCUGAAGGUGCUUCAGAAAGUCCAGCUGCACAGUUUCCACAAACAGGCCAUUAUGGAGAAGGUGCGAUCCUACGGUGGCGUCCUGCUGUCCACAGGCGAGUUUCAGAACCUCUUCAAUGAGCUUGACAAAAGCGUGAUCAAAGAGCACCCGCCGAGGCCCCAGUACCAAUCUCCGUUUCUGCAGAGUGCACAGUUGGUCUUCGGCCACCACUACUUUGACUACCUAGGGAACGUCAUUGCCCUGGGAAACCUGGUGUCCAUUUGUGUGUUCCUGGUGGUGGAUGCGGACGUGCUGCCUCAAGACCGUGAUGACUUCAUCCUGGGGAUUCUCAAUUGUGUCUUCAUCCUGUACUACCUGCUGGAGAUGCUGCUCAAGGUGUUUGCUCUGGGCCUGCGAGGGUACCUGUCCUACCCCAGCAACGUGUUUGAUGGAUUCCUCACCGUAGUCUUGCUGGUUUUGGAGCUCUCAACUCUGGCUGUGUACCGAUUCCCACACCCAGGCUGGAAGCCGCCGAUGCUGGGCCUGCUGUCACUAUGGGACAUGACCCGACUGCUGAACAUGCUCAUUGUGUUCCGGUUCCUGCGCAUCAUCCCCAACAUGAAGCCGAUGGCUGUGGUGGCCAGCACCCUCCUGGGCCUGAUCCGGAACCUGCGGGCAUUCAGUGGGAUCCUGGUGGUGGUGUACUAUGUGUUCGCCAUCAUCGGGAUCAACUUAUUUCGAGGCACCAUUGUGGCCCCUUCUGGAAACAGCAGCCUGGCCCCUGGCAAUGGCUCAGUGCCCUGCGGAAGCUUUGAGCAGCUGGAGUACUGGGCCAACAACUUUGACGACUUUGCAGCUGCCCUGAUCACUCUGUGGAACGUGAUGGUGGUGAACAACUGGCAGGUGUUCCUGGAUGCGUUUCAGCGUUACUCGGGCCGGUGGUCGGAGAUCUAUUUUGUGUUGUGGUGGCUGGUGUCAUCCGUCAUUUGGGUCAAUCUGUUCCUGGCUCUGGUUCUGGAGAACUUCCUUAAUAAGUGGGAUCCCCAUGGUCACCUACAGCCCCUUGCUGGGACCCAGGAGUCCACCUACCAGAUGACUGUGGAGCUCAUGUUCAGGGACAUCCUAGAGGAGCCCAAGGAGGAAGAGUUGGUGGAGAGGCUGAGUGGUCAUCUGCACCUGCGGCUGUGCAGGUGACACCUGGCUGCCUUCCCGGCCGGGGUGGCGGGAUGGAGGUGCUGGAGGACGCCAUUCGUGGAAGAGGCAGCUGGUUGUGGCCAAGCAGGAAGACACGUUUCCUUGACAGGCCACUGAGCUGGGGACACAUGGAGGCCAUGGAUGAGGAGCUGUGGCCAAAAGAGCCCUCGCUGCCAGCUUCUCCCUGUAGCCUCUGCAGGACAGAUGCCGGCACUUCAGGGCAGCCCCUGUGCUGUGCCACUCUCUUUUAUAAGCUGCUUCAGUGAGACUUUUUUAAAUAAGGAAAGAGGGGGACUUCAUGGGGACCUUUGACAGUCUGAAAAGCAGCCUUCCCUCGUGCCAUACAAGUUCUGUGGUGCCUUUGCUGCUGGUGGCCUUCAGAGACCAGAGGCCCACAUGGGCCUGUACAGGUUAACUGGCAAGUUUCCAGGGUUUUAAGUUUGGGAUUUUGGUGGUUUUACCUGAAGGAAACGUCGACCGUGUUUUAUUAUUCUGUGGUUUGUGUGAGUGUGAUUGGGUAUGUUUCUUAUGGGUCAGAAUGUCAGUGCUUUUCAUCAACAAGUCUUUCAAAGAGUGGCAUUGUCUUAUUUCUUGCACAG
Molecule: messenger RNA, 2909 nt
Organism: Cynocephalus volans (Philippine flying lemur)
Lineage: Eukaryota; Metazoa; Chordata; Mammalia; Dermoptera; Cynocephalidae
Gene: TPCN2
Product: two pore segment channel 2
Exons: 25
Coding region: 49-2310 (753 amino acids)
Biological process (GO): endocytosis involved in viral entry into host cell; calcium-mediated signaling; transmembrane transport
Cellular component (GO): lysosomal membrane
Molecular function (GO): ligand-gated sodium channel activity; voltage-gated channel activity; intracellularly phosphatidylinositol-3,5-bisphosphate-gated monatomic cation channel activity
Source: RefSeq, a predicted model, not a curated record